Messenger RNA from Schistocerca piceifrons (Central American locust), 6419 nucleotides. RefSeq names its product Down syndrome cell adhesion molecule-like protein Dscam2. The coding region runs from base 1 to 5895 and encodes 1964 amino acids. Gene Ontology annotation, biological process: cell-cell adhesion; axon guidance; nervous system development. Gene Ontology annotation, cellular component: axon; plasma membrane. Gene Ontology annotation, molecular function: protein binding. Lineage: Eukaryota; Metazoa; Arthropoda; Insecta; Orthoptera; Acrididae. The record is from RefSeq and is a predicted model, not a curated record. The transcript is spliced from 31 exons.
AUGAAAUGGGGAGACGGGGGCGGUCAUGAAAGACACUGUGGAGAUAUCCUGCGAAGAUUAGUCAGUAAUGGGGUGACCGUGGAGCGUACUAUGCGUGAUGAAAACCAGAUUCCAGAAAUCGAGGACUGCGUUUGGGCGCUGCCGGAUGGGCAGGGCCCCUCGCUGCUGAUUGAGCCGCCGGCAGUGGUGGAGUUCUCCAACAACACGGGAACCCGCCUGGACUGCCAAGCGCGCGCCGAUCCCGCAGCGGCUGUCAACUGGCUGAUGCAAGACGGCACGCCUGCCGUCGGCAUCGCCGGCCUACGAUUCAUGUUACCCAACGGGUCGCUCGUCUUCCCGUCAUUCGGGCCGGCACUGUACCGGCCCGACGUCCACCAGGCUGUGUACCGCUGCCAGGCCGCCAACAAGCUUGGCAGGGUGCUAUCUAGAGACGUAAAACUGCGUGCAGUGGUGAUGCAGAGCUUCACGGUGGCAGUUUCCAGUCCUGAAGUGAUACGUGACAACAACGCGCUGCUCAAAUGCGUCGCUCCCAGCUUCGUCAAGGACUUCAUCACAGUCACCUCCUGGCUACAGGACUCCGUUUUGAAUAUAUAUCCUUCCACCGAUGGAGACGGCAAGGUGCACAUGAUGCCGUCUGGGGAGCUACUGGUGAUGGCGGUGAACGCGGAGGACGCGUUCUCGCGCUUCGAGUGCCGCGUGACGCACCGGCUGUCUGGCGCCACUUACACCACAGUAUUCAGCGCCGAGGCGCGCAUCACCGUGGUGGAGCCGAGCGGCGUGCAGAGCCCGCGCUUCUCGGAGCGCGCCCUCUCCGUCCAGGCGCGCCGCGAGCAGAUGUUCGUCUUGCCCUGCGUCGCCCAGGGGCACCCGCCGCCCACCUACACGUGGGAGUUCGCAGACGCGGAGAUGCUGGACGACGAGACGCGCUACAUGUCGUCGAGCGGCGCGCUCGUGCUGGUGCGCGCUCGCCCGUCGCACUCCGGCCGCUACUCCUGCCUGGCGCGCAACGCGGCCGGCGCCGCGCGCCUCGACGCCACGGUGGAGGUGGUGGCGCCGCUCUCCGUCCGCGUCACGCCGCAACUCCUGCUUGCCGGGCUCAACAAGCCGGCGCAGCUGAGCUGCCAGAUCACGGGACACCCGGUGCGGUCUGUGACGUGGCUAAAGGACGGCCAGCCGCUGGCGGAGCACACGGCGGAGCUGCAGUUCCACAGCGUGGGCCGCGACGACCAGGGCAUGUACCAGUGCUUCGUGCGCAACGACGACGACGUCGCGCAGGGCACCAGUGAGCUCCGCCUCGGAGACACUCCACCUCAAUUUGUUUAUCGCUUCAUCAGACAGACAAUUCAACCAGGACAACCAAUUUCAUUGAAAUGUGUUGCUUCUGGAAACCCCACUCCCAACAUAAAGUGGGCACUUGAUGGAUUUCCAUUACCACAUAAUGAAAGAAACAGGUUUGUAAUUGGCCAAUAUGUGCCAUCACAUGGGGAUGUCAUUAGUCAUGUGAAUAUUACAAGUGUUCGUGUUGAAGAUGGAGGGACAUAUAGAUGCUUAGCAGUGAAUCGAGUGGGAGAAGUGGAACACAAUGCUCAACUUAAUGUCUACGGUCCACCACACAUACGCGAAAUGGGUGAAAUAUCUGCUAUAGCAGGAGAGACUUUACGAGUAGAUUGCCCUGCAGCUGGUUAUCCACUAGAAAACAUUACAUGGCAUAGAGGAGACAGACAGCUACCUUACAACAGACGGCAGUUAGUCUUCCCGAAUGGAUCACUUAUAAUAGAGAAAGUACAAUCAGCAGAAGAUGAUGGACCUUAUAAAUGUGUUGCAACAAAUAAACAAGGAUAUGCUUCAAGUGGAAUAGCCAAGAUAAAUGUAAUGGUCCCACCAAAGAUCACUCCCUUCAGCUUCCGCUCAGAUGUCCACCUGGGAGAGCGGGUAGGUGUUCAGUGUGUCGUGAGCAAGGGGGAUGCUCCUCUGCAAAUACAGUGGCUGAAGGAUGACAGUGAAAUAGGGCACAAUUCUGCCAUCAAGGGUGUACUUGUGCGCCAUCUGGACCAGUUCACUAGUGUGCUGAGUAUUGCAGAACUUGAUCAAUCACAUGAUGGGAACUACACCUGUGUGGCCAGCAACCCUGCUGCCCGUGCUUCUCAUUCGGCCCCUCUGUCUGUUAAUGUGCCACCAGCUAUUACUCCAUUCUCAUUUGGAGAGUUAUCUACUGGUGAAAGAGUACGGGUGACCUGCAGUGUGAAGCGAGGCGACCCACCACUAACAUUCGAGUGGCUCAAGGAUGCCCAUCCUCUCCCGCCAACCCCAGGCCUGCAUGAUGACCCUGACCUCACGAUCCGAGAUUACGAAGAUUACUCUAGUGUCCUGGCGAUCAGUAGCGUUAGCUCUAGACAUAGCGGCAACUACACAUGUGAAGUGAGAAAUCCAGCCCGAGUCACAACCUACACGGCGCAGCUUCUGGUCACGGUUCCACCAACCUGGGUGGUUGAACCAAAGGACACCUCAGCCAAGCUGGGACAGUCUGUAAUCAUAGACUGUAAAGUAGAUGGUUUCCCACAGCCCACAGUGUCAUGGAAAAAAGCAUCAGGUUCUAAACCUGGACAUUACUUGGAUUUAGCUCAUCAACACAGAAAGGAAUCAAAACUGUUAAAAGUCAAUGCUAACCCAGAACCAGUUCAGGUUUUAGCAAAUGGCUCCUUAUUUAUAGAAACAAUCUCUCAGGAUGAUGAAGGACAUUAUCUGUGUGAGGCGAGCAACAAUAUUAGUGUUGGACUGAGUGCUGUAGUCCAACUAACAGUACAUGCACCAGUCCGCUUCAAGUCCAGAUCUCAUAGGGAAAUGGUUCGCAAGAGUGGGACUGCUGUUCUCAGAUGUGAAGCUACUGGUGACUUGCCUAUAACUCUGUCAUGGCGUAAAGAAGGAAGUCCUAUUGAAAUGCAGAGUCAUAUGAGCAUGAAAAAUAUUACAAGUAACAAAGGACUGACAUCAGAGCUAACAAUACAACAUGUCAGAAGUGGAGAUGGAGGCAUUUACUCAUGCCUUGCUCUAAAUGAAUAUGGCCAUGAUCAGACAACAAUACAUCUCCUGAUCCAAGACUUACCAUCUCAACCUACUAAUGUCCAUGUACUAGGACAAGAUAGCAGGAAAAUCAGCAUUUCAUGGAAUCCACCAGAUGAUGGCAACAGUCCAAUAACUCGAUAUGUGCUGCAAUACAAUCCUACUCAAGUUUCAUGGCAAGGUCCAUCUCAAGAAAUGACUGUUGAUGGCAAACAGAACAGUGCUGUGGUGUCUCAGUUGCACCCAGCAACACUCUACAGCAUUCGUGUGGUUGCUGAGAACAAUCUUGGCCCUGGUGCCCCAAGCCAAGAAAUGCUGGCACGCACUGAGGAAGAGGCACCUACAGCACCACCACGCCAUGUAACUAUUGAUGCUGUAAGCUCCACACAGCUCAUGCUUACUUGGGAUGCACCUCCAGAGGAUCACCUGAAUGGCAUGCUGCUUGGACAUUAUGUUGGUUUCCGCCAAAUAGGAGAAUCUGAAGGAAAGGUACACUACAACUAUACAACAGUACCAUGGAAAGGAUAUGGGAAAGAAGAGUACCAUCUAGAAUCAUUAAAGAAGUAUAGCAAAUAUGGUGUUGUUGUCCAAGCUUUUAAUAGCCGAGGACCAGGACCACUUUCAGAAGAAGUUGUGGCUCAGACACUGGAAGAUGUUCCAGAGGCUGCCCCCAGAGAUGUUCGAUGUACAGCACUGUCUUCAGAAUCACUCCAAGUCAGCUGGCAACCUCCGCCAGAAUCAUUGGUACAUGGUGUAAUCCAAGGGUACAGACUUAUUUAUGAACCAGUGUCACCCUCUCAACAGCAAGACAUAGAUGAAACAAGGACUAAAAUGACACCAACACUUACUACAGUUUUGCAUGGUCUUUUCAAAUUCACAAACUACAGUGUUCAGAUACUAGCCUUUACUCGUGUUGGUGAUGGUGUAAAAUCACCAAAAGUGUUCUGUAUGACAAAGGAAGAUGUUCCAGGUGCUCCAGCUGGAAUUAAAGCACUACUACAAGCACCAGAUACAGCAGUGGUUACUUGGUUACCUCCAACUCACCCAAAUGGUAUUAUAGUGAAGUAUGUCAUCUACAUACGUAUUGUAGAUAAUGGGCAUCAAGUAGAUGCUCGCUCAGCCCUUCAUCUGUCAAUGUCAGAUUUACGGUUUACUCUUCCUGGAGUUAAAAGACGAUUGAGAUAUGAGUUCUGGGUUACUGCUUUUACCAAAAUUGGAGAAGGUCAGAGUACACCAGUGGCAUCAGUGACACCAGAGUCAAAAGUUAGGGCAGGAAUUAUUUCAUUCGGGGGACCAAGGAUGGUGACGUGGAAGAGCGAUGUACGUUUACCAUGCCAAGCUGUAGGCAUCCCUGAACCUAAACGGCGAUGGCUAGAAGCUGGAGAUGUACCAUUAAACCAGCACCCAAGAAUCAAUUUUGCUCCUGAUGGUUCUCUUCUCCUGUCAAAAGUACAAAGAACUGAUCAGGGUGAAUACACAUGCCAUGUCUCUAAUGAGUAUGGAGAAGAUACCAUUGUUUAUCAACUUUUAGUUCAAGUUCCACCAAGUGCACCAUUACUUAUAGUUCCUACAGCUUCACAUGAUACACUGCAUUUACAAUGGAAGCUUGGUGACAAUGGAGGAAGUCCUGUACGUGGCUUUAUUGUACAUUUUAAACUGGAGCAUGGUGAAUGGGAAGAAAUCAAACUAGAUGCAUCACAGAACACACAUGCUUUGACCAAUCUUCGUUGUGGGACACUCUAUCAUGUUUUUAUAACGGCUUACAAUAGAGUUGGUAGUGGAGAUCCCAGUAAAACACUGGCUGUCAGAACUCGAGGCGAGCGUCCACAUUUACCAUCUCCUUAUGAUGUUCUGGUUAUUAAUUCUACAAGUGUUGGGCUACGUCUUGCCACUUGGCCAGAUGGAGGAUGUCCUAUAUUAUAUUUUGUUGUUGAAUAUUCAAAUUAUGUACCUAGAGGAGCAGACAACUGGAUUACAGUGGGAAAUAACAUUGGCCUUGAGAAAUUAUUCCUGAUUGUUGGUCUAAGCCCUGGAACAACAUACAAUCUUAAAGUUACUGCACACAACUCAGCUGGUUCAAAUGUUGGGAAUUACCAAUUCACAACCCUUGGUAUCAGUGGAGGUGUGAAUACCCCAAACCAGAUAUUAGUGAAUGGUGAUGAACAACUACCACUACAUAAGGAUUUGAAAGUGAUACUGUUAUCAGUUUUUUCUGCUUUGGUUGUCAUAGCAAGCAUCUUUGGUGUCUGCUUCUGUGUAAGGAAAAUUUCAGGGAAUAACAAUAUUAAACCAGAAACUUCCAUUCCUGAAAUUCAAACCACUGUUGCACAAGAUAAUAAACACAACAUAGCUCGAAGAGAGCAGUAUUAUGCAACAGUUCGCAAGUUACCUCCAUCCCCUGCAGGACUUGAAUGCAUUCCAGAGUACUCAGAAGAUAUUAGGCCGUAUGCUACUUUCCAUGUUGCUACACCAGUCAACACAGAAAGCACAAAAAUGCAGACAUUUGUAUACCGUGAAGGUGAUGCAUCACCGACUAGAAAGUCUAUGAGGAGUGAGUACUGUCGUGUGAAGAAACCUCGACCAAGUGAGGAGUAUGACAGUUUUGGUUCUGAAUCUGAUACAGAACCUGGUACUUCAAGCCGCACAGAAUCAUCUAACCAGCUAGAUGAUGGUGGAAUGGUAGCUGCUUAUCAUCCUCCUCUCCCUCGACUUGUAAAGCCUUCCUUAGAUCCUAUGUACCCACAUCAAGACUGGAGCUCCACAACAGAGCCAUCACCAGGGUCAGACAGGCAUCACUUUCAGCGCAGAAUCUGUCAGGCUCAUCACUUAAAAUAAAGUACAUUGAGCAACAGGUAGAAGUCUAUCAGAAAAUCCUUUUCCUUUACCUGCCAGAAAUCAGUUUCAGAGAUGAAAGUGUUGUUCAGUGAGCUCCAUGUUUUAAAACUGUGUAAGACCCAAAGCUGUUGAUGUUCGGUGUUUAAAUCAAUUUCUAUCACCUGCCAGAAGGCAAUUUCAACUAAAAAAGAAAAGUCAAUCUUACAUGUUAAAUGUUUAAAAACAAAUUAAAAAGACAAAAAAUAUAUGUGUAUGACCUCUAAACCUGUUGAUGUUUGGUGUUUUCUGUGUAAUGUCUGUAACCGUCCUAAAAUAAGCACUGAUACCAAAUACGUAUUUCUAAAUUUUUGAAGAAUUUGUUCUCUGGUACUGGUGAAUCAAGGAAAGAAAUACAUUUCGAAUUGCUCACUUUUACCUGAUGAUGUGGGUGUAAUCAUCAGUAUCAAUGAUUAUACUGGUAGUAAACAUAUAUACAUAUAUAAAAAAUAUAUAUUUCUCAUACAUGUGCCAAAUGAAUUCUGGGU